GCCCUAGAGCUUAGAGUGAAGUACCGUGUUAUCACAAAGAUUAGGACAAUGUUUUUCAAGGCAGUUUUGGCUUGCACAUUGGUGGCCCUGGCCCAGGGUGGGCUGAUCGCAGCGCCCCACGGGGCCCUGUCGAGCCAAAGCAUCGUCCUGGGAGCUCCCGGGUACGCGGCCCGUGGGUACGGUGGCUAUGGCGCUUUGGGGCUUGGCCACGGCGCCGUGGUCGCCCACACCGCGCCCGUAUACCACGCGCCCAUCGCGCACGCAGCCGCCCCUGUUGAGGUUUAUGCCCACCCCCGCUACCAGUUCAACUACGGCGUCACUGACGGCCACACCGGCGACCAGAAGAGCCAGUGGGAGGCGCGCGAUGGAGACGUGGUGAAGGGCCAGUACUCGCUGGUGGAGCCUGAUGGCACCGUGCGCACUGUCAACUACUCCGCUGAUGACCACAACGGAUUCAACGCCGUCGUGAGCAGGCAAGGACACGCUGCGCAUCCCGCCGUAGCUCCCGCGCACGUGGUGGCCGCCCCAGCCUACGGCCACGGACACCUCCUCGGCUAAACCCCCACCACCCCCAACCGACGACUAUUUAUUACAUAACGUAUUAAAUACAUAGGCUAAGCUCGGACGGAAUGCGACAACGAAAGGAACGCUACGUGGUCAGCCACGCUCGCUAAGGCUCGGCGUUUCAUAAGGUGUAUCCAGGGACCAAGGCCCAAAGUGUACUUCAAUUCAGCUAUCGACAUCUAUUUCGUACUAUAAAGACUUUUGUAUUAUAUUUUCUUGUAGUGUGUAAGUGUCACUCCGAUUUUCCGUACUUGAAAAUACAUUUUAUGAAACGUUAGACUCACGCCUACGGGGUGCUAUGCAAAUACUUCGGUUUUUGUGACUGAUACUAUAAAUUAAUAUUAUAACAUUUCAUACAUA
Ostrinia furnacalis (Asian corn borer) is the source of this 924-nucleotide messenger RNA. RefSeq names its product cuticle protein 7. Gene Ontology annotation, cellular component: extracellular matrix. The record is from RefSeq and is a predicted model, not a curated record. The coding region runs from base 49 to 558 and encodes 169 amino acids. The transcript is spliced from 5 exons. Lineage: Eukaryota; Metazoa; Arthropoda; Insecta; Lepidoptera; Crambidae.